This is a messenger RNA of Cryptomeria japonica (Japanese cedar), 812 nucleotides long. RefSeq names its product DNA damage-repair/toleration protein DRT100. The transcript has 2 exons. The coding region runs from base 207 to 578 and encodes 123 amino acids. NCBI's taxonomy places the organism in Eukaryota, Viridiplantae, Streptophyta, Pinopsida, Cupressales, Cupressaceae. The record is from RefSeq and is a predicted model, not a curated record.
GGACUCUGGUGUUUAAAGACCUCUCACCAAACUCCCAUCUUUUUCGACCUCUGCCCCUUCCAUGUGAUUUCCAAAGAUCCGUGUAAGUCCAUCCCAUUUCUAUGUCCACUCAUUUUUACGUAUUGUCGACUCUUUCAUUGACCUGUUGACGGGCACCCAGUUAAGAAUGGCCCGUCCAAAGAAGAAGUGCAAUACCCUCGUCCCAAAUGGCCAUUUCUUUACAUAAGCUCUGUUUUGUUUUCAUUUCAGUUUUUCUCCUCCUCUUAUGCCCUUCUCUUUCCCAUCGAUUAAUGCCCAACAAAUGUCCUUCCCACGAAUCCCAAGCUCUGCUUCGCUUCAAAGCAGCCUUGAAUGACUCCGAGGGCUCUUUCAGUUCGUGGGUAAAUGGAACAGACUGUUGCACCAACUGGACCGGCAUAUCCUGCAAUGAUCACACCAACCACGUUGUCUCUGUUGAAGCAGUAGGUAGUUCUGAUUCUUUCCAAGGUGUGAUAUCUGAGAGCCUGUGCCAACUUCGUUUUCUCACAUCACUGAGAAUACAAGGAGUAGUAACACCAGGAAUCUAUUUUUCCAUAUGAUAAUUUCUUGGUGUAUUUUCUUUAGUGAGAUGUGUUACUCUCGGUGGCCUCACUCAAGAUAAUAUUUUAUAUUGGUUAGUUAUUUGUACUAAAUCAAUACUCUAUAUACCUUAAUUUUAUCUAGUUCUUUAAUCUAUUGCAGAUCAUGUGAAAAAAUGAAGGAUUUCAAACUUUUAAAAAUUAUUCAUUUUAUUUAGAAGAUGAAACAUUUGAUUUACCACCAACAAUCUAGUU